This is a messenger RNA of Cryptomeria japonica (Japanese cedar), 456 nucleotides long. RefSeq names its product calmodulin-like protein 2. Gene Ontology annotation, molecular function: calcium ion binding; enzyme regulator activity. The transcript has a single exon. The coding region runs from base 1 to 456 and encodes 151 amino acids. The record is from RefSeq and is a predicted model, not a curated record. NCBI's taxonomy places the organism in Eukaryota, Viridiplantae, Streptophyta, Pinopsida, Cupressales, Cupressaceae.
AUGGCAGAUCAGAAUAAAAUUCAGAAAGCAUAUAAUCUUAUCGAUGAAAAUGUAGAUGGAAGGGUGAGUGUGGGUGAAAUCUGCCGCUUCAUGAACGAGCUAGAAAUACAAAUGUCAGAAGAUUAUGUGAGAUGUAUGCUCAGUGCCCAUCUCUCCAAAGGUCACGAUGGUAGUGAUACCCUUGAAUUCGAAGAGUUUGUGCAUUUAUAUCAAUCUAUCUUCAGCAACGUUGAUGAAGAGUUAGAAGAUGAAUCUAAGGAUUUUGUUGAAGCAUUCAGAGUUUUUGAUCUGAAUAAUGAUGGAUACAUCUGUUCUAUUGAGCUGCAACAAGUACUCUCCAGGUUAGGACUGAUCACGCAGGGCCAACACCAUCAGCAGUGCCAGGAAAUGAUAUGUAGAUUUGAUUCAGACGGCAGUGGUGUUUUAGAUUUGAAAGGAACCUUAAGUGUGGAAUAA